Molecule: messenger RNA, 291 nt
Organism: Rotaria socialis
Lineage: Eukaryota; Metazoa; Rotifera; Eurotatoria; Philodinida; Philodinidae
Source: the annotation of a GenBank genome assembly
AUGACGUCUGUCGUACAUUCCAUGGUGCAUGUACCUCAAACGCUAAAAGAUUUCGGUCCUGUGCAGAACUAUUCAACGUUUAAUUUCGAAAGCGUAAUUGCUGAACUUGAUACUAUGGAUUACGCUUCACCUCUUCAUUUAUUCAUAUGUCGUAUGUUUUGCUCAAAGCGUCAAGCACUUCCAAGACAAGUAACAACCAAACAAAAUAAAUCUUUUCGUCUUGGUCGUAAAUUAGACUUACCAAAUGAUCAUAUCGCAAUGGUCUACUUACGACCAAAAACAAAUUUUUAA